AUGCUGACUCUGCUGAGUACAUUGAGUCUGCCGCUGCUCCUGAUCCUUGUGGAUUUGGUGAGGAGCUACGGCGGAGUGCAGCAGCCACCGAUGUUGCGGAGGAACAUCAUCAAGGUGCGGGCCAGUGGCUUCAUGCCCUUCGAAUCGGAUCUCCUGCUGCCCCUGGGCAUACUCCGGCAACUCCAGUCACAGGAUCGCUCUUCGCGCUACCAAAGGCCGGCGGCACCGAUCCUUAAGCCCCGGGUGAAGCCUCAGAUUCGCCUGGAACGAGCCCAUCCCUUGAGAGAGGCCAAAGGCGUCCAGUUGUACAAUCUCAUCGAUGAUGAUGGUGAACUAUUGCUGAAUCUGAAGGUUCACCAGGAUCAGAAGGGGAGUGGAAAUUACCAGGAUGCAGUUACCAAGGAGAAGAGCAAGUUUCAGAGCCAGUUCAAGGACUAUGACACUCCCUGGCUGCCCUCCAAGUGGCGGCCCACCAGCGAGUUUCCACUGGGGGUCACCUCCUCCUCGCCACGACCACUGCCGCUCCAUCAGUAUCUUGGUCAGAGCAAUCGGAUUGUCGAGAGGAAUGUGGUCAAGAGGAGACGAGUGGACACAAUGUGGCCACACAAGUGA
Molecule: messenger RNA, 612 nt
Organism: Drosophila serrata
Lineage: Eukaryota; Metazoa; Arthropoda; Insecta; Diptera; Drosophilidae
Source: RefSeq, a predicted model, not a curated record